AUGGAUGAUACCGAACAGCGAUUAUUAGAAAUUGAAUCACUUGCUUCCAUUUUCCCCGAUUUACUUACGUCUACAAGUGAAACACAAUUAAUAUUCGACUUCGAUAAAGACAUGAAAUUAACUAUUGUUUUGCCCACAGAUUAUCCAUCAAAAUCACCUCCAAGUUUUGAGCUGAGUGGCCCCUAUUUAAAGCCACAAGAACGCCAUCGCCUUCACGAUUUGUUAAACAACGCUUAUCUAGAAAACAUCGGAUUUCCUAUAAUUUUUAACUGGAUAACAAUCAUUCAGGAUUAUCUAAGAGAAGAAGAUUUCAUGAAAAUCAAACACGGCGAGGUAUUGAGCGAUAGGAAAAGUUACUUUCAAGCGCAUCUUUCCGAAAUAUCAUGUAAAGAAGAUGUGGAUCGAGUAAUGAGCAUAUUAAAAUCGAAUUCUAAGAUUAGGAGGGCAACGCAUAACAUUUUAGCAUAUCGAUAUUCAAAGUACACAAACGGGAAGGAAAUAAAGUAUCAUGAUUGUGAAGACGAUGGCGAAACAGGUGCCAGUUCCAAGAUGCUCGAAUUAAUGGAGCGGAUGAAAGCGAAUAAUGUGAUGGUUGUGGUUACCAGAUGGUACGGUGGUAUUCACCUCGGACCCGAUCGUUUCCGUCAUAUUAACAAUUUAACUCGACAGAUUUUAAUAUGCUCAAAUAUCCAUGUAGUUAUUGCAUUUUUCAUGUAUUUGGUUAUCGAUUUAACAAUAUGCUUGAUUUCACUUUUAAUCGACACAUUUUUCACAUUUGUGACCAAAAUUUUUCGGCUGAAAAUCGGAGAAUUCGAAUUUCAGGCAAUCACAGUCCACCAAUUUCUUGCAACUGAAGCCCCUGGAGCCGAAGAAGCCGUAUUUUUGUUUCUAAUAAUCCCGGUUUUCAUCUAUUCGACUGGAAUUUUCGUGGCGAUGCGAAUGUUUACCUACGCGACAACACGUUAUAGGGGAUUUUAUGAUGUUGAUGAAGGAUUGCGGGAAGAAUUGAACAAACGAAUCGCUGAACAAGAAGAGAUAAUCAUGCUUGGAAGCUGA
This is a messenger RNA of Caenorhabditis bovis, 1056 nucleotides long. The record is from the annotation of a GenBank genome assembly. Lineage: Eukaryota; Metazoa; Nematoda; Chromadorea; Rhabditida; Rhabditidae.